Neomonachus schauinslandi (Hawaiian monk seal) is the source of this 5654-nucleotide messenger RNA. It is a transcript of the gene EME2, whose product is annotated as essential meiotic structure-specific endonuclease subunit 2. Gene Ontology annotation, molecular function: DNA binding; nuclease activity. Lineage: Eukaryota; Metazoa; Chordata; Mammalia; Carnivora; Phocidae. The transcript has 10 exons. The record is from RefSeq and is a predicted model, not a curated record. Gene Ontology annotation, biological process: double-strand break repair; resolution of meiotic recombination intermediates; replication fork processing. Gene Ontology annotation, cellular component: nucleus; Holliday junction resolvase complex. The coding region runs from base 1 to 1143 and encodes 380 amino acids.
AUGGCGCGGGAGGGCUCCGGGAGGGCGGGGUGCUCGCGCCGGGCGGGGGCCCGGGGCGGGGGGCCGUGGCGGCCCCCGACCUGGGAGGUCUCGGACUCGGACGGCGAGGGCCCCGCUGGCGCGGAGGCCGGCGCGACGGCCUGCGGGCCGGUGGAGGAACGCAGGGCGGCGGCGGAGGAGCGCAGGGCGGUGGCCGAGGCGCUGCGGCCCGAGCAGGCCCUGCGGCGCGUGGCGGUGCGCGUGGACGCAGCCCUUCUGGAAGAUGCUGGUGCCGACAUCCUGCUGGAGGCCCUGCGCGCCCUGGGCUGUGAGUACCACGUUGAACCCCAGCGGCCGGCCCGGAGCCUCAGGUGGACCAGAGCGAAGCCGGACCCUUGUCCCCGCACUGUGCCUUCGGAGGUGUGGGCUGCAGAUGAGCAGGACGUCCUUCUGCUCCUGGAGCCGGAAGAGUUUCUGCAGGGCAUCCAGCAGCUGACCCAGACUCGUGGCCCAUCUUGCUCCGUGCCCUGGAUCUGUCCUGAGAGCUCCACCAGCCCCCGCCUGGCUGUCAUCGGGCUGGAUGCCUACCUGUGGUCUCACCAGCCCAACAGCCAGGAGAUGCGACAGCCAGAGAGUACAUCGGUGGCCCGUGCCGCAGUGGCACUCAGCUGGCCCAAGGUGGAGGAGGCCCUGGUGCUCCUGCAGCUCUGGGCACAUCUGGAUGUAUUGCUGGUGGCCUCCUGGCAGGAGCUGAGUCAGCAUGUGUGCGCCUUCACCAAAGCCCUCGCUCAACGCCCCUUCAGGCGGUACCGGGAGUCCCGUGCCUUCUCCUUCUGUGUGGCUGGGCACAGGGCAGCCAGCGAGCGCGUGGCGAGCGAUGGCACAGGGCUGCGGGGCAUCUGGUGGCGGCAGAUCAGGCAGUUCCACCGGGUCAGCCCGACCGUGGCCCAUGCCAUUGUCACCGCCUUCCCCUCCCCUCGCCUUCUGCAGCAGGCAUACAGGAGCUGCAGCACAGAGCAGGAGCGCCUGGCCCUCCUGGCAGACCUCCCCGUGAAGAUGGGCGAGGGCGUGCGACCCCGCAGGGUGGGGCCUGACCUUUCCCGCCGCAUCUGCCUCUUCCUGACUACCACCAACCCUGAGCUCCUACUGGACCUGGGCUCCUGACCACGCCUGGGGGACAGGACAGGGCCCUUUUUCACCUACCAGUGGGACAGAACGUGGUCCACCCCAUGCAGGGGCUGAACUGCCAACUACCCCGGGGGAGGGGGGGAACAGGGCGCCGCCCCUGGGGUGCGUGGGAGGGCACGGGAUGGCCAGAACAUUUUCGGGUAACUGGGACGGGCAGGAGAGGAGGGGGUGAGCUUCCCCUGCCCUGGGUUCUGGAUACACCGGCCACAGAGCCAGGGCCCAGUUGGGGGGUCAGGAAGGGGGAACACACACCAGUCACGGGGAGACUUGGGGGUGGCACCUUCUAAGAAACAGUAAGAAAAGUCUCGAGGGAGGAAAGCGCACUGGGUUCUCUCUUCUGGAGGGUGUUGUGACGCAGCCAGGCCCGAGGGGAGGAGAGCUGCGGGCCUUGGCCAGACUCCAUCCUGCCACCACGGAGGCGUCACGUAAAGUCUAAGUUUAUUACGGUCAUUUUGGUCUGGGACGGGAGGAACAGCAGCUGACGACAUGCAAAAAAGCAAGUGAAGGAAAACGCAAGGCCGCGGCAACAGCGCCGCCUCUAACCGCGUGGUCGUGGGCGCUGACCCAUAGUCGGUCCGGAAGAGCCAGGCUGGCGGCUUCCUCGUGGUGCAAGGAGCAGAUGCCCUCAGGGCCCUGGAGCCUGUCCCGGCGAAGCCAGCCCUCCGUGCGAGUCGUGCCCCUGGAGCCUGGUCCAAAGGGAGGGACACACAAGGCGGCCACUUGGCCCCAGAAAGGCAGUUUUCAUGGGAAAUAAGUCAGGUCCGUCGGCAGCGCUUCCUCUGGCAGUGCCGGGUCUCGGGGCCGCUGGCCGUGGCCUUGGGGGAGGGUGCGGGGGGCUUGCGGCGGCCGCAGCUCAUGCUCAGGACCCAGCCCAGCUUGUGGUGCAGCAGCUGCUUGAGGCCAGGUGGCAGGGGCAGCCCCUCCAGCGUAUCCCCGGAGUCGGGCCGCAGCUGGCGCAGCCGGUAACAGCACAGGUACUGCAGGGAGGUGACGCUAGCACACGAGCGGAUCACCUUCAUGCUGCUCUUGGCCGCCGUGGAGCACACCAUCGGGUAGAACUUCCUGUUUUGCAGCUUGGUGGCCGCCACACCUGGGGGGGGGGACAGGGAGCGCAGCCUGAGCCCCAGGCCGAGCAGGGGCAGCGCCUGUUCCCACCACCCCUCGGGCUGCCCCACCCUCUGGGAACCCCGGGGCCUCAGGUUCCUGGGAGAAUUGGCUUUCAGGGAGCCUGGGGCCGCAGUUCCACACCUUUCAGGCAUGGGUCAAGGUCACGGCUGCCCUCACCUAUGCACUUCCUGUUCUUAAAGAAGGUGAGCGUCCCGUGCCAGGUGUCCAGGUGCACGCCGAUGAUGGAGCCCUGGCCGAACCUCGAUGAGAAGCUCAUUUUGUCGCCCUUGUGAUGGAGGAGCCCUGGGGGGCAGUGGGGUGGGACUGCAGAACGUGUGGUGGUACUUGUCCAGGUCCACGUCCGACGUCCCAAUGCCCACCAUCUGGGAAGAGCAGGGCAGGCAGAGAGCGUCUGGGCACCUGGGGUCACACCUGCCCGCCCCACCCCCCACCAGCCUGCUGGCCACUGACCAUGUCGGUGCCGUAGACUGGCGAGGUCAUCUUGAUCUCCCAGAAGUGCUGGCCCUCCCCCAGCUCCUUGGUGCCCCUGAUGGCUGCCGUGCCGCAGCUGUACUCCAUGUGGAAGUUGACCUUUCGGUUGUCGCAGCUUAGCAGUGUGGCCGAGGAUUUAUUCAGGUCAUCCCACACCCAGUCAAAAUCUGCAGGAGCCAGGGGCGGAGGAGGCUGGGGCUGGAGGGCUGGAGGGCAUGUGGGCCGGGCUCACCCCUCCCCUGGCCCCCGGUCCUCCCCCCGGUCCUCACGCUCGUCCUCCUCGCCGCAGCGGCAGUCCUUGUCCUUGUUGCGGCGCGCCGAGUGCAGGCUGCUGCAGAAGGGGGCCUCACUCUGGCCAUCACAGUCACAGAAGGACUCCCCGGUCACGGGCACAGCGCUGGGGAUGGGCGGCGGCAGGGCGGAGGACUCGGGGUCGGAGUCGGAGUCACUGUGCUGGGAGAGAAGGACUGGCUGCUCCCGCCUGGCGCGCCCUCCGCCCUCCAUCCUGAGAUCCACCACGUGCGGGGUCAACCACACCCAUGCCCCAAGCAAGUGCCUGCAGAUUGGGCUUCAAAGGGCUUCCCUGGGUCUCCUGAGAGUCAGCCCCCACCCUUGCCCAGCGCCACCCCGGGUGACCCCGGACACCUGCUCCGGCCUCCUGGGAAUGAGCUGAAGGACUCCACCCCACCUCCGCACAGCCCUGGGAUCACUGGGCACCCUGCUGACAACCAGCCAGGGCUAUGGAGCAGUCACACAAGCCACACGGUGGAAGCUGCGCUAAGGAGGCCAGAAGCAGAGACAGAUGCCAACAGGAGACGGGAGGAAGGCCCAAAGCACCCCACCUGCAUGGAACGCUGAUCCCCCAAAAGCCAAGGCAGACCCACUGCUAGUGAGAGGCGACCCCCUUCCCACUGUCAAGUGCCAGGGUCGCAGACCUGAGCACUGGGGGGUCAAUCUGGCCAACCCCCUGCACAGCAGCCCACCACCAACCACAGGACAAGCAUCAGAGCUGAAGGGAAGGGAGAUGUGUGUUCAGCCUCCAGACAUGCUCAGGGUGACACGCCCACCCACACAGCCAAGGACUCCAAGCCCAUUAGGCGACAGACAAGCUUCAAACGUGUCACGUGCUAUGCCCUGGUCCCUCAACACCUCCUGCAUCUCAUAGCGAUGAGCUGGCCAGGCAGAGACAGGCAGGAGAACAGAUUGCUCAGGUCACGUGGUCAGGGGGAGCUGGAGGCGGGACAGGAAUGCAGGCCGAGGCCUCUUGCUGGCCUGGGCAGGGAGUCUGCGGAGGCCCUAGGAAGGGGCACAAGACACUACCAGCGCCUCCCAUUCUCCCUCCAGGUCUUGCAGUUCCACGGGGCUCAGCCACCCUCACUCUAAAGAUACCCGGCUGGGCCGGGGCAAUAACACGGGAUGGCUGUGACGUGGCAGAGCCCAGUCACCCAAGGAUCACCCCUGCAGGAAACAGCUGGGGUGACUCAGAGCAGAACUGAACCCCUACCCUGGUCUGAGAGCCCUGAGAAGCCAUCCACAGUGCCUACCGCCAGCAACAGGCACAGAGGCCACGCAGUCCUGCUGUCCCAUCCACCAUGGCGGGUUGGGACAGCCAAGCACUCAGGGCCGGCAGGCAACCUGCACUGCACGUGAACAACCCAGCCACUCCUCUGACCACUCCUGGGCUCCCCGGCCUCCCAGAGCUCUGCAGCUGCCGAGUGUGGGAAGGCGCAGGCGUUUUGGGCUCUAAAAAUUCUAAGUUCUCUUUCUACAUACAUAGACACAAACAUCAAGCGUAUGUCUGUACGAGUGGAGAAAACAUUCAGGAACACACACGUCAAGCUACUUUUGGACACUGGUUGGGUAAACGGAAUGGAGUUUUUGUUGAACUGACCACAAACGCAACUGCUGUGCCCCAGAAACAAGAGAAUAGAGAUGGGAUCUGCCCUGGGGUCCUGUCACCCCAGGACCACAUGGGUCCUUAACCCGGGGAAAGGAGGGCCCGCCUGGCCCGUCCUCGGCCCUUGGGGGCAUCUUUCUCUUUCAGUCCUGGCUCAGGCACUGCCCGCCCUGGGCGCCUCUACCCCUUAGUCCAGCCACGCCCAUCUCCCCCGCUAGGACCUACCUGCCCAUCAGAGUCGUAGCCCCAGUUAGUGGUCCCUGCCAGGGCCACAGCCCGGGCAUCCGCGUCUCGGUGGGCCGCACUCAGGACAAAAUGCCAAGCUCUGCUGCUGCGAGGGCGCCGGGCCAUGAUGGACAGGAUCUGGAAGAAAACCCAGGUUCUGAGCAGAGAAGACAGGAGACAGCAACUCCUGUGCUCCAUCCUGGGCCAGCUGCGCCAGCCCCGUCCAAAGGUGGGAGCUCUCGUGAGCCAUGCAGAUACUGAGCAAGGGCACUGGGACUCUUCUCGACCUCAGACCUCCUUCCAGUAUACAAGCACCUUGAUGAACGCAAGGCAAAGAGUGUGGAACACCGUCCAGAUGCCCAUGACUCUCCAGUGCAUAUCUCAGUCCCUGUCGGAGCUCAGCCUGAUGAACCCAGCUGUCCCUCAGGCAUCUCAAACCUUGUCUGGCUCCUCCUCUGUUGUCCAGUUUGACAAAUGGCAUCUCCAACCUCCCAGUUCCUCAUGCCAGACCCAUGGCAGUCACCCUGGACACCCCUUUCCUCCCUCGGGCACUGGCCUGACAGCCCCACACACCCAGCACCACCUCCAAACCAUGUCCUGAACCCCUCUCUCCAUCCCCGCCGCCACCGCGACUUCAAGCCACAACACACCUUCACUCUGGCUCCUCCCACUUCACUCAUUCACUCAGUCAAAAAGCUGACUUUUUGGAAACACAAAUCUUAAAAAUUUAAGUAAGUCUCAACCAUAUGCAUAUAAAUAUGCAACA